Molecule: messenger RNA, 990 nt
Organism: Cheilinus undulatus (humphead wrasse)
Lineage: Eukaryota; Metazoa; Chordata; Actinopteri; Labriformes; Labridae
Gene: tac1
Product: tachykinin precursor 1
Exons: 5
Coding region: 182-523 (113 amino acids)
Biological process (GO): tachykinin receptor signaling pathway
Source: RefSeq, a predicted model, not a curated record
GACACACUUGGCUUUUUACGCACGCCUCCGACGCACGGACCAUGGACUACUGCUGAGCUCCGAGGAAGGACACCGUGCGUAAAAUCAAGCUGCGAGUCAUAUACUACAUCUUUACGCGUUUUCUUUUUGUUUCAUUAAAAGUAAGAGACGUUAACUGAGUCGCGAAGCAGAUUUUGGCACCAUGAAGUUGCUUCUUUUUUCGGUUUUAAUGGCUUUUGUCGCCGUCGUUCAAGUUUUCUGCGAGGAGCCAAAAGAGGAGGCUGACUACUGGACGAGCAGUAAUCACAUCCAGGACGACUGGUUUCCCAACAACCAAUUCAGAGAAAUCCUCCAGAGGAUGACGAGAAAGCCGCGACCGCAUCAGUUCAUCGGUCUGAUGGGGAAACGCUCCAUGGCUGGAAACACACAGAUCACCCACAAGAGACAUAAAGUCAACUCUUUUGUUGGCCUGAUGGGGAAAAGGAGCCAAGAGGAGCCAGAGUCGUAUGAGUGGAGCACAAUACAGACGUACAGACGCCGUUAAACACUUAUCUCUCCUCCGCCUGCUUCUUUUUUUGCCGCUCCUCAUCUGCAGGAGAAAUCAUGGACCAUCAAGACUAGUUUUGUUUUCCUCCAAACUGUGUGUAGCUGUUAGUUGAAUAAAAUGAUUCUGUUUCCACACCGUAGUGAAGUAGCCGUGCUGUACCUGUACCAGUUUCUUUCAUCAGAUCAGGAGGUUCAGUUUUUAUCUUAAAUGUUUUCAAUCAUCUGCUUCAGAAAGUGUUAUCGUGGACCAUCAGAGCACAGCGAUCCCCCCAGGGUAUGCUGAAGAUUGCACUGCCAAAGUCACUGUAUAGUGCCUCAUUUCUGUUUUAUUGCUACUGAUUGUUCUUAAAUACCACACACUGGGACAGGUCUUCAUUUUGAGACGUCAUCAUGCUCUCCACCUGGACUCAUGUUGUGAUAAGAAAAGAUAACUGUGUUAAAAGUGGUUUCACAAAUAUUAAAAUU